AUGCCCAAAUUACGCUACAAAGAACACGAAAAGAAAGAAAGAAAGCAUAGCCGCCAUGACGAAAGACGUAAAAAGCACAAAAAGAAGAAAGAAAAGCCUUAUAAACCACCUACAUUAUACGAGGAAGAAGGUGGAUGGGUGCCACCUUCUAGUUCAUACAAAGAGGACGAGACAGCCUGGCGAGAACAUUUGUUUGAUGCCAUGAUAGACGACGAAGGACAAGAUCCAUUUUAUACCACGUACUCACAGCCAACACCGUCUGAUACCAUGACCGAAGAAGAAUACCGCCAGCAUAUUGUCAAUGGCAUGUAUCGACGCACACACGCAGACGACAUUGCUGCGGAAGAGAAGCGGCAAGCACUGAAAGAAAAGAAACGACAAGAACGAGAAAAGAUCAAGCUAGAGCAAGAAAGACGCCAUGCUGAACAAAUACGACUACAACAAGCCUAUACGCAACUAAAGAAUAUCAAUAACAGCAAAUCAGAUUAUGCAGAAAAAUGGCAGAAACUGGACUCGUUGGAUGUGAUACACAAAAAGGAUAUUCCUUGGCCCAUUGUUGGCAAAACCUUCAGUCUGGACUCGGUGCGAUCGUUUGUGGUGGACAGCGCCAAAGAAAGCAGCGAAAUGAAGAAGCAUGUGCGAAAAGAGCAAACAAGAUAUCAUCCUGACAAAUAUCUGGAUGGCUGA
This is a messenger RNA of Mucor velutinosus, 687 nucleotides long. RefSeq lists its product as uncharacterized. The transcript is spliced from 2 exons. NCBI's taxonomy places the organism in Eukaryota, Fungi, Mucoromycota, Mucoromycetes, Mucorales, Mucoraceae. Gene Ontology annotation, biological process: canonical NF-kappaB signal transduction. Bases 1 to 687 code for a protein of 228 amino acids. The record is from RefSeq and is a predicted model, not a curated record.